GGGCGGGACACCAGGGUCCCUGGGGGCGGGUGGCCACUCAGGGCAGGGCGGGGCCGGCGGUGUGAGGGUUAACCCUCCCCUCCCCCGUCCACCUGCUCUCCCCUCCCCCGCCUGCCCUGAGCUGACCUUAGUACCGCUCCUUUCCCCGCCCCUGGCAGCGGCUGUUGUCACCCACCGGGCUGCCUGCCCUGCUUGCCCUCACCGCCGCGGGGUUUGCUGCCCCGGCGGGGCAAGGAACCGGCGGCUGCCUUCUCACCACCACCACCACCGCCAUGCUGGCUGCUCGCCCACUCCACUGGGGGCCCCACCGCGCCCCAGCCCCCCGUGGGCCCCGCACCAGCCCCGACCCGGGUCUCAGCGGCGGUGGCAGCCGAGGUGCAGGAUGCGAGAAGGCGCCCCCCGGCCGGGCUCCCGCUCCAGGUCUCGCACCCCUGCGGCCCUCUGAGCCCACCAUGGCCAUCCCACCAGGCCAUGGGCCAUUCUCUGGCUUCCCGGGGCCCCAGGAGCACAUGCAGGUACUGCCUGAUGUGCGACUGCUGCCUCGGAGGCUGCCUCUGGCCUUCCGGGAUGCAGCCUCAGCCCCGCUGCGCAAGCUCUCUGUGGACCUCAUCAAGACCUACAAGCACAUCAAUGAGGUAUACUAUGCGAAGAAGAAGCGGCGGGCCCAGCAGGUACCACCCCAGGACUCGAGCACCAAGAAGGAGAAGAAGGUCCUGAACCACGGUUAUGAUGAUGACAACCACGACUACAUUGUGCGCAGUGGGGAGCGCUGGUUGGAGCGCUACGAGAUCGAUUCUCUCAUAGGCAAAGGCUCCUUUGGCCAGGUGGUGAAAGCCUAUGAUCAUCAGACCCAGGAGCUGGUGGCCAUCAAGAUCAUCAAGAACAAGAAGGCGUUCCUGAACCAGGCCCAGAUUGAGCUGCGGCUGCUGGAGCUGAUGAACCAGCACGACACGGAGAUGAAGUACUACAUAGUGCACCUGAAGCGGCACUUCAUGUUCCGGAACCACCUGUGCCUGGUGUUUGAGCUGCUGUCCUACAACCUGUAUGACCUCCUGCGCAAUACACACUUCCGCGGCGUCUCACUGAACCUGACCCGGAAGCUGGCACAGCAGCUCUGCACGGCGCUGCUCUUUCUGGCCACGCCUGAGCUCAGCAUCAUUCACUGCGACCUCAAGCCUGAGAACAUCCUGCUGUGCAACCCAAAGCGCAGUGCCAUCAAGAUUGUGGACUUUGGCAGCUCCUGCCAGCUUGGCCAGAGGAUCUACCAGUACAUCCAGAGCCGCUUCUACCGCUCGCCUGAGGUGCUCCUGGGCACGCCCUACGACCUGGCCAUUGACAUGUGGUCCCUGGGCUGCAUCCUGGUGGAGAUGCACACUGGAGAGCCCCUGUUCAGCGGCUCCAAUGAGGUGGACCAGAUGAGCCGCAUCGUGGAGGUGCUGGGCAUCCCACCAGCCCCCAUGCUGGAGCAGGCACCCAAGGCUCGAAAGUACUUUGAGCGGCUGCCUGGGGGUGGCUGGACCCUACGACGGACAAAGGAACUCAGGAAGGAUUACCAGGGCCCUGGGACACGGCGGCUGCAGGAGGUGCUGGGCGUGCAGACGGGCGGGCCCGGGGGCCGGCGGGCGGGGGAGCCGGGCCACAGCCCCGCCGACUACCUCCGCUUCCAGGACCUGGUGCUGCGCAUGCUGGAGUAUGAGCCCGCCGCCCGCAUCAGCCCUUUGGGGGCUCUGCAGCACGGCUUCUUCCGCCGCACUGCCGACGAGGCCACCAACACAGGCCCGGCAGGCAGCAGUGCCUCCACCUCACCCGCACCCCUCGACACCUGCCCCUCCUCUAGUACCGCCAGCUCCAUCUCCAGUUCUGGGGGUUCCAGUGGCUCCUCCAGUGACAACCGGACCUACCGCUACAGCAACCGAUAUUGUGGGGGCCCAGGGCCCCCCAUCACUGACUGUGAGAUGAACAGCCCCCAGGUCCCACCCUCCCAGCUGCUGCGCCCCUGGGCAGGGGGUGAUGUGCCUCACAAGACACAUCAGGCCCCUACCUCUGCCUCAUCACUGCCGGGGACCGGGGCUCAGUUACCCCCCCAACCCCGAUGCCUUGGCCGUCCCCCGUCACCAACCUCACCACCACCCCCGGAGCUGAUGGAUGUGAGCCUGGUGGGCGGCCCUCCGGACAGCUCCCCACCUCACCCAGCGCCUGCCCCCCAGCACCCGGCUGCCUCAGCCCUCCGGACUCGGAUGACAGGAGGUCGUCCACCUCUCCCACCCCCUGAUGACCCUACCACUCUGGGCCCUCGCUUGGGCCUCCGUGGUGUACCCCAGAGCACAGCAGCCAGCUCAUGACCCUGCCCCCUCCCUAGGGCCCCUCCUGAAGCCAUACCCCCUCCCCAUCUGGGGGCCCUGGGCUCUCAUCCUCACCUCUCCCCUUGACUGGAAUUGCUGCUACCCAGCUGGGGUGGGUGAGGCCUGCACUGAUUGGGCCCGGGGCAGGGGGUCAAGGAGAGGGGUUUGACCACACUCUCCCCACUAAGGACUGGACCCUUGGCCCCCUCUCCCGCCCCCUUGUUUUCUAUUUAUUGUACCAAAGACAGUGGUGGUCUGGUGGAGGGGAGACUCCCCUUACCCUAGGGCCCUAGGAGGGGGUGGGGGCAGGUAGGGGGAGAUGGCCUUGCUCCUCCUCGCUGUACCCCCCAGUAAAGAGCUUUCUCACA
Molecule: messenger RNA, 2710 nt
Organism: Chinchilla lanigera (long-tailed chinchilla)
Lineage: Eukaryota; Metazoa; Chordata; Mammalia; Rodentia; Chinchillidae
Gene: Dyrk1b
Product: dual-specificity tyrosine-(Y)-phosphorylation regulated kinase 1B
Exons: 11
Coding region: 273-2342 (689 amino acids)
Biological process (GO): peptidyl-threonine phosphorylation; peptidyl-serine phosphorylation; protein autophosphorylation
Cellular component (GO): nucleus
Molecular function (GO): protein serine/threonine kinase activity; protein serine/threonine/tyrosine kinase activity; ATP binding
Source: RefSeq, a predicted model, not a curated record